Messenger RNA from Fusarium odoratissimum NRRL 54006, 2165 nucleotides. RefSeq lists its product as uncharacterized. The transcript has a single exon. Lineage: Eukaryota; Fungi; Ascomycota; Sordariomycetes; Hypocreales; Nectriaceae. The record is from RefSeq and is a predicted model, not a curated record. The coding region runs from base 314 to 1996 and encodes 560 amino acids.
GUAAGACUCAGGUGUGACAAGACGAAAGCUUCCUGUUGAUUAAAGUCGCUUGUCUUGUUCAAUGACAAACAAUCCUUUCUUCCUCAAUUCAAUCCUAUAUUGCAGUUGAUGUAGCGAACAGCAUUCAUUGUCCCAGUUUCUCACUAUGUCCUUGUCAACAAGUGUUCGUCUUUACGAGUAUAAAGUGGCACUCAUUUGCAGUAUCAACUAGAGAUCAAACCUCACUUACAUAUUGUCAUCACUUCAAGAAACCCGAACAGCAUCUUCCUUCUCAGAAACCAUCAUCUCUAAAGUAUUUCGUGCAACCACAGUUAUGCCCUCACAACAAAACUCACCUACUUCCGCCUCGGGCUCUGGCUCUGGCCUCAUCCCGCGCAACACUCUUCUCGGCCUGCCGGAAGAGCUUCAAGCUCUGAUCGUCGACAUAAUCGACAAAGGCGGUGAUACCAACGUGGAUACUUUGUGUAGGCUGACCCUGACCUGCACGCAUAUGCACCGGAUUGCCCGUUCGUAUGUAUUCCGCGCUAAAGACUUUAGAGUGUUUCGGCGGGCUGUUGAGUCGGCCUACGUGCCGAUGAUGCGUCUUUGUGAAGAACACGGCGCCGCACCGGUCGAAAUAACCUGGCCUGUAAGACAGUCGUGGAGGGAGUAUCGACCAAUUGAUGCUCUACUCCUCAACUUGGACGAGCGGCCAGAUAGUCGGCGAAGCGAACAGCUGCAGAACAGAAUUCGGAUAAGUGUCUACGAAGCUCUUAAGUGGCUCCUUGAGAAGGGUGCUGACGCGGAAGCGAACUUGGUAAGUGAAUCGUUCAACGGUUUUCGUUACGAACGACUGGAUAUGGGUCUUGGACAUAUGCCCACACGACUCCUGAAGCAACUCCAAAUUAACAUUGGUAGACCUGGAGUUGAAAUGUACCUCAACAUGAUUGAGCUGUUGAGUAGCCAUGGCUUUCCGAACCCAACUCGAUCCAACGCCCUCGACAGCGUGCUAGCCACCGACGUGGUCCCGUUCUACCAUGCGGCGUCUGACUGGACGGACACGCACCCAUACCCUUUUGUCGACGGUGCGAUAACGGAGACUUAUUUCACGGAGUCUCCGAUAGACCUGGCACUCAAGUCGCACAUCCCGCCUCGUCUGCUGGAAUUGAUUUUGAAGGAGUAUGCCAGUCGAGGUGUCAGCCUACUGACAGUGUACGACGAGUGUCCAGAAGGUCUCAAGAAGACCUGUAAGGGAAAGAGGCCUGGAAGGGAUGAUGACUGGGUGGGCGUUAGUUCCAUUGGUACACUCAUCGGAACUCUUCAUGCUGAUUUGCACAGCACAUCGGCGACCCGUUGGAAGGCAUCGUAUCAUGGAGAAGUCGCUGACAUUUUCCGGCAGAAGCUCGACAUCAUGGUCGAGUACGAGAUGGUUGACGUGGUUGAGGAGGCUCUGCUUAAGAGUAUACUCGGGGCUCUGUAUAUCAUCACAGCUCAAAUUUCUGCGACAAGGCGCGGAAGGCCGGCGCAGUUCAAGCGCUCGUGGGUGACGCUAUGCGAGGCAGUGCGGCCCUAUUGCACCAACGAGUACGAUUUACUGUACGAUAUAAACGGCACAAUUAUUCGAAAUGGACCUGGGCGCGUCCAUGAGUUCGCUAUUGAUACUAAGUGGAAUCCAUGGUAUAUGUGGUUCGUGUGGUCUGAUGCAUGCAGACGUCUUAAGCUGACGAAACAGAAGAUCAGUGAAACCGACUUCUCUGAGAAUAGAAGGUUUUUCUGGCAGAAAUGCCAUGGGUAUGAGAUCGAGUUCAUACUGGGGUAUUUUGAUCGUGAUAAGGUCCAGCCUUGGUACGACGUUGAUGUGGACGAGUGGUGUCGGCAGAUGCUGGAAGCUUUUACUGAGGACGGGAUUCGAACUGACUUGCAGGAUGAUGUUCGCAGCUGGUGCGAGUCCAUGCAAGAAGAAUAUGAUGAAGAAUCAAUCUACCUUGAAUGGUGGAAGCAGCUCACGAGAACGUAAUGAAAGGAGUUGUUUGGGCGAGAAAUACUAGAUCUAGCUGGUACGGGGUUAGCAUUCGCGAUACUGGGGGACAAGUAGGAUCAGGCGUUUUUGUUAGGUUUCGCCACGAACGAGCGCUGGACGCUCUUGAAUUGAUUGGAUAGAAAAGUUUCAUUGAAGCUAUCACGAG